AUGACUCUAUUACAGAGACUACCAGUGUUCCUAACUCUUACAUCUACUCUCCGUGUUGUUCUAGGUAACCCCACGACUCUCAAUCCGAUUUCCACCGUCACCGAUGAUGAGGAUGACACGCCUCUACCAGUCGUGAUCUGGCACGGUCUCGGCGAUACCUUCUCAGCCGAGGGUCUACAGUCCGUCGGCGGGUUAGUCGAGAAGAUCAACCCAGGCACAUUCGUCUACUACGUGCGCCUUGACGAGAGCCCCUCCAACGACCGCACUGCAACCUUCUACGGCAACGUGACGGAGCAGGUCGCAAAGGUAUGCGACGAUCUUGCCGCGCACCCUAUCCUCUCGACUGCGCCCGCCAUCGACGCCAUCGGCUUUAGCCAGGGUGGCCAGUUUCUACGGGCCUACGUCGAACGCUGCAACUUCCCGCCGGUCCGAACGCUCGUCACGUUCGGAAGCCAACAUAACGGCAUCGUCGACUACAAAGCCUGUUCGGCGGCCGAUUGGUUAUGUAAGGGCGCUAUGGCGUUGCUGCAUGGAAAUACGUGGAGCUCGUGGAUACAGAGCCGGCUCGUUCCCGCGCAGUACUUCCGCGAUCCCAACGAUUUGGAUAACUACCUCGAGUACUCCAACUUCCUAGCGGACAUCAACAACGAGCGAGAAAAGAAGAACGAGACCUACGCCAAGAACAUUGCGAACCUCGAGAACUUUGUACUAUAUGUCUUCGAAGACGACACGACUGUCAUCCCGAAGGAGACGAGCUGGUUCGAAGAGGUCAAUGGUACUGAGGUUACGCCACUGAGGGCCCGAAAACUGUAUACUGAAGAUUGGAUUGGUUUGAGGGCUCUCGAUAGGAAAGGAGGAUUAAAGUUCAAGACUACCCCAGGCGAACACAUGCAAAUAUCAGAUGAAGUGCUAGAAGGUACUUUUAGCGAGUUCUUCGGCCCCUUCAAGAGUAGCGCUCCGAAGGAUGACCAAGAAUCGGAUGAGCUGUAA
Messenger RNA from Daldinia loculata, 990 nucleotides. RefSeq names its product alpha/beta-hydrolase. The transcript has a single exon. NCBI's taxonomy places the organism in Eukaryota, Fungi, Ascomycota, Sordariomycetes, Xylariales, Hypoxylaceae. The record is from RefSeq and is a predicted model, not a curated record. Gene Ontology annotation, cellular component: lysosome. Bases 1 to 990 code for a protein of 329 amino acids. Gene Ontology annotation, molecular function: palmitoyl hydrolase activity; thiolester hydrolase activity.